AUGCAGAAAGCCAGUAAGAGGAGGCGUCUUCAACCUCCAGAGUCAGUGGCCGAUUCUCACUCCAAUAAACCUCGGCCGAAAUCGGCCACAGCUAUAAAUGGCGCAACCAAGGACCCGUACCCGGCUCAUGCUUCGCCCACUUCGGAUCAAUGUCUAUCCCUAAGAGACGAUCUCUUGAAUCUCCAUGGUUUUCCCCGGGAGUUCGUCAAGUAUCGGAAGGAGCGACAGAGGAGGCCGAGCGAGUGCUGCUCCGUCGCGGGCGGCGGCGGUGAGCCCCACGAUGAUGUGAAAUCGGAGCUCGUCGAUGAGAAGGAGAGCGUUUUGGAUGGGUUAGUGAGGACUGUGCUCUCGCAGAAUACUACGGAGGCCAAUUCUGAGAGGGCUUUUGCUUCUCUCAAGUCUGCUUUCGCUACCUGGGAGGAUGUUCUUUCGGCUGAAUCCAAAUGCAUAGAGGAUGCCAUAAGAUGUGGAGGAUUAGCAUCCACAAAAGCCUCUUGCAUUAAAAACGUAUUGAGUUCUCUGUCAAAAAGAAGAGGCAAAUUAUGCAUGGAGUACUUGCACAACUUAUCCAUCGAUGAAAUAAAGGCAGAACUGUCCACUUUCAAAGGAAUUGGUCCCAAAACGGUGGCCUGUGUUCUGAUGUUCAAUCUUCAGCAAGAUGAUUUUCCAGUAGAUACCCAUGUCUUCGAGAUCGCGAAGUUUAUCGGUUGGGUCCCAGACGAGGCGGAUAGGAACAAAGCUUAUCUUCAUCUCAACCAAAGGAUUCCAAAUCAUCUCAAGUUUGAUCUCAACUGCCUUCUUUACACUCAUGGAAAGCUCUGUUCGAAAUGUACGAGGAGAACGGGCGCCCGACAAAGAAAGGGAUUGGAGGAUCAGUCUUGUCCCUUGUUGAAGUACUCCAAGAACCCUGCUUAAAUCUGUAAUGUAAAUGUAUUAACAAAAGUUUAUUUGUGAAAUCCUCUAAUCCUUUUUGUCAUCCUGUUUGUCUCUUAAAAAGUAGCAUAUCAUAUGCUAGAUUAAGAGCUAAUUGACUUUGAAAGCCAGAUUAAAAAAAACACUAGUAAGCGCUUCUAUAAUAUAUAUAUCCUUUUACUCUCAAAA
Momordica charantia (bitter melon) is the source of this 1101-nucleotide messenger RNA. RefSeq names its product DNA glycosylase superfamily protein. Gene Ontology annotation, biological process: base-excision repair. Gene Ontology annotation, molecular function: catalytic activity. The record is from RefSeq and is a predicted model, not a curated record. NCBI's taxonomy places the organism in Eukaryota, Viridiplantae, Streptophyta, Magnoliopsida, Cucurbitales, Cucurbitaceae.